Closterium sp. NIES-65 is the source of this 4023-nucleotide messenger RNA. NCBI's taxonomy places the organism in Eukaryota, Viridiplantae, Streptophyta, Zygnematophyceae, Desmidiales, Closteriaceae. The record is from the annotation of a GenBank genome assembly.
AUGUCGUUCGGAUCGUCCAGUCUGCUGCGUGGCGACUCGUCGAGCGACGCGCUGACGUAUCACCGCCCGCCACGAGGAGGCAUGCGAAAAGAGCCCCGGCAGCGGCGUGUGGUGGAGUGCAAGGUGAAGCGGCGGCGGGAGCCUUGUGCGUUGGCUAACACACCAUAUCCUUCCCCUCCUCCUCCCCUACAACCACUCCUCCCCCCUUUUCUUUUCCACCAGCCCCGGCAGCGGCGAGUGGUGGAGUGCAAGGUGAAGCGGCGGAGGGAGCCACGGCUGGAUGUGGUGAUUGAAGCACCCUCUUCUUCCCCGUCCCAUGUCCCCCUUCCCCCUUCCCGCCCCGCCCUGGCAGCGGCGGGUGGUGGAGUGCAAGCCCCGGCAGCGGCGGGUGGUGGAGUGCAAGGUGAAGCGGCGGAAGGAGCCACGGCUGGAUGCGCCCCGGCAGCGGCGAGUGGUGGAGUGCAAGGUGAAGCGGCGACCCGGCAGCGGCGAGUGGUGGAGUGCAAGGUGAAGCGGCGGAAGGAGCCACGGCUGGAUGCGGUGAUAGAGAGGAACAAGAAGUUCCGCAUCGUGCAGCGCAUUCAGGAGCUGCUGGGGAAGCAGGAUGGCGGGCGCAUGAGUCUCAAGGAGCUGGGGAAGCAUCGGAACAAGAUUGGGCUGUCUGGGGGACGGAGAUGUGUGUCUCUCAUUCGCAGGUUCCCAUCCAUAUUCCGAGUGUACGAUAAGGGUGCGGGCAACAUCUGGUUCGAGUUGACUCCAGAGGCAGCGAGGAGGGAUGCGAGGGAGAGGGAGCUGAGAGCCAUCAUGGAACCCAUUCUCGUCGAUAAGGUGCGGUGCAAUGUGGUGGAAUGCGGCGAGACGCUGGUUGCGGGCAACAUCUGGUCCGAGUUGACUCCAGAGGUGGCAAGGAGGGAUGCAAGGGAGAGGGAGCUGGGGGCCAUCAUGAAACCCCUGGUAGUGGAUAAGCUCCUGCACCCGCUCUCUCCUCCACAACAAGCCCUCUUUCAUUCUUCCCCUCUGCAUCUUCCCCUCUUCUACCCACCUACCACUGCAGCUCUGCAAGCUGCUCAUGAUGUCAGCAUGCAGUCCCUCAGUGUGGAGAGCACGGCUGUGCGUGCACCCCUUUCCCCCCCACAACCAUCCCCCUACCCUUCUUCCCCUCCCCACCUUCGCGUUGCCUCCCACCAUCUACUGCAGCUGUGCAAGCUGCUGAUGAUGUCAGCAACGCAGUCCCUCAGUGUGGAGAGUGUUGGGCACGUGCGCAGAGAGCUGGGCCUUCCAGAGGACUUCAAAACGGUGAGCGUUUUGAGACGUCUCAAAACACGCCUUCCAGAGGACUUCAAAACGUCCUUUCUGCCGCGCUUCUCAGAUCGCUUCAGAGUAGCCACCCCUCCAGCAGCCCCUCCGGGUAUCCCGGCUGCUGCUGCUGGAGGGGCAAUGCUGUCCUUUCUGCCGCGCUUCUCCGAUCGCUUCAGAGUGGCCACCCCUCCAGCAGCCCCUCCGGGUACCCCUGCUGCUGCUGGAGCGGGGGGGCCGGUGCUGGUGCUGCAGCAAUGGGACGAUCGCCUGGCUCUGUCAGUGGCAGAGGCGAACGAAGCAGCAGCAAUGGCUCGGGAAGAGGUUCGGGAAGAGGCUUGGGAAGAGGUGCAGAAAGAGGGUAGUGAGGCUGUGGCAGGUGAGGGGGGAGGGAAUGGUAUCAAGAGUGACACUGCUGCUGCUGCUGCCUCCCGUGCUGCUAGUAUCAAAAGCUCUCCCUAUGCGUGUGCUUCUGCUGCCUCUGCUGGUGCUGCUAGUGCUGGUGGUGGUGGUUCUGCUGCUGAUUGUGGUGGUGGGGGAGGGGGGGGUGGGGAAUCUGCUGCUGGUGGUUGGGGGGAUGGUGGUGCUGGUGGUGCUGCAGCAGCAGCGGGAGGGAGGGCACACGGAGGGAUGGUUAGGAGAGAAGGGGUUGGAGGUGUGUUGGGGGAUGGGGAUAAUGAGGGGGAGGGGGAGAGUGGGGAGGAGAGGAGGAAGGAGGAGGAGAAGGAGGAGGAUGAGGAGGUCGAGGAGGAGUGGGAGGAGGAGAAGGAGGAGGAGAAAGAGAAGGAGAAGGGUGAGGAGGAAGAGGAGGGAGAGGCCAAGAAAGGGAAAGAGGAGAAGGAGGAGGAGAAGGAGGAGGAGGAGGAGGAGGAGGGAGAGGGGCAAGAGGGUAGGGAGAGUGUUGAGGUGUCUGGUGUGGGUAGCAGUAAAGGCGAAGAGGGCGGGCAUGAGGGGCAAGGGGCGGGAUUUGGAGAGGGAUGGGACGAGGGGUGGGAAGAGGGAUGGGGAGAAGGAGGGGGAGAAAGAGAGGGAGGAGAGGGAGAGGGGCAAGAAGGCGAGAGAGAACGCAAGGACAGCAAGCACCAGUCACAGAAACAGGAGAUGGAGAGUCGGGGAGGAGGAGAGAAAUGGGUCGAGGAGAGAUGGGAAGAGGAGGAGCAAGAGGAGCAAGGGUCAGAAGAAACACAAGGAGCGGCAUCAUUCAGAAAGCCUCAUCUUGGUCCUGUUUUGGCCUGCGACCCGGCGGCGCCAUCAGACUCCCCCCAACAAACCCUAGCCACCCAAGCUGCUCAAGUCCCACCAGUCUCUCCAGGCACGCAGCUCCCUCCCCCCAAGCCCUCCUUGACGCCGGAGCAGCUAGCAGAGGCAGCCAUCGGGUUGGGGCGGCACAAGGCAGAGACCAGCCGCAUGGCCUAUAUCACCGGGAAAACCAGUGCUGAGCAGGAAGGGACUAGCAGUGGUGUUGCCAGUGGUGCCGGUACUGCUGGCAGCAGCAGCAGCAGCAGCAGCAGCAGUCGGGAGCAGCGGUACAAGAAAGCCGUUCGGCUGAGCUUGAAACUCAACCUACCCCCCGGUCUGAAGCUGAAGCAAUCUGACCUGCUCCGGCUACAGAGGUUCCAUUCCUCCCCCCAAAUAUCCCCCUAUGCAAACCCGCUCGAGCUGGGGAUAUCGCCGGAAUCAAUGGAAGCCGAGAGGCGGGCAGUUGCCGUGAUUCGGGAGUUUCUUUCGCUGACCGUGGAAAAGCGGUGCCUGAUCGACCAGCUGACGCACUUUCGGAAAGAUUUUCUGCUGCCCGCGAGGAUAUAUGCGCUGCUGCUGCGGCACCCGGAGGUUUUUUAUGUUUCGGUGAAAGGGGUGCGGGAUUCGGUGUUUCUGCGGGAGGCUUAUGAAGGGGAGGUGCUUAUAAUGAGUGAUGAGCUGGCAGAUGCUAUAGAGGAGAUGAGAGUUCUUAUGGAGGAUGGAAGGAGGAGGAUGAGGAGGGGAGAAGUGGGGAGAGGGGAGAGGGAAGGGAAUGGGAGGGGAGGGAGUGAUGAGGAGAGUGAGUGGGAGAGCGAGGAUGAGGAGGAAUGGGGAGAGGAAGAUGAGGAGGAAGAGGAAGAGGAGGAGGAGGAAGAGGGGUGGGAAAGGGAGAAGGGUCGGAACAGUAGGGUUGUGCCGGGGGUUUGGAAACGGGCAAAUGGGCAAGCAGUGGGGAGUGGGGGUAGAGUUAAAUCUAAUGCUAUGAGUGUGGAAGUGGGGAGAAAGGGAGGGGAGAGAGGAUGGGAGAGAGGAGGGGAAAGAGGAGGGGAAAGAGGAGUGGGGAGAGGUGUGGGGAGAGGAGAGACUAGAGGAGUGCGGAAAGGGGAGAAUGAGGGAGAGAGGAAGUGGGUGGGGGUGGCCAGGUGGGGGAGGGAGAGUGGGAGAGUGGAUGGGUCUAGGUGGGUGCCUGUCGGGAGUGCAGUUGGGGAAGAGAGUGAGGGUGAUAAGAGAACGGGCCGAGAGAAGGAGAGAGGGGAAGAGGAGGAAAAGGAGGGAAGAGGGGGAGAUGAGGAAGAGGAGGGAGAGGGGGGAGAGGAUGGAGAGAGGGGGGGUAAAGCUCGUGCAGCAGGAAUGAGGGGAAGGGGAGAUGAGGUGAGGAGGGAGAGGGAAAGAGUGGGGGUGAUAGGGGCAAAGGAGAAGGGGAGAGGAAAGGAGUCAUGGAGGAGCAAGGGCAUACACAGGCAGGGGUUGAUUAAAGACAGGUGGUGA